AUUUACGCAGGUGCGAUCACAUGACAGCAAAAUGUCGGCUGCUAUUCGAAAUAAUAAGAUUUAACGUGAAGCGGUGGGUUUUCCGAGUUGAAGAAGCACCAUGGAUUGUUUUAAUCGAUGGAGGCGAUGGAUCCGGCCUUUGGUUAUGCUUGUCUACAUACUGUUAUUGACAAUAGCAUUACCUUUAUGCAUAUGGGAAUUAAAUAAGAGGAAAAAGGAGGUUCACGUUCAAGCCUGGUUUGUGGGUGGACUCUUUGUUAUGAUGUCGCUGCCAAUUUCUUUGUGGGGAAUUGUACAACACCUGGUAUAUUGUACACAACCACUGUUGCAGAGAAACAUUAUAAGAAUUUUGUGGAUGGUUCCAAUUUAUGCUCUUAAUGCUUGGUUAGCUCUCAGAUUCCCAAGGGCUGCUAUUUACCUUGACACAGUGCGAGAAUGCUACGAGGCAUAUGUCAUCUACAACUUCAUGCGCUACCUCAUGAACUACCUUCAUCAAGAACAUCCACAUCUGGAUAUCGAACUGGAGAAUAAGGCCCAGGUCAAACACAUGAUCCCAUUCUGUCUUCUCCCACCAUGGCCGAUGGGCAAAUUGUUUCUGCAGAGAUGUAAGCAUGGGGUGCUGCAGUACACAAUAGUGAGACCGGCUACAACAGUUAUUGCUUUACUGUGUGAACUCGGUGGAAAGUAUGAUGAAGGGGACUUCAACUUCACCACUGCCUGGUCCUAUCUUGUCAUUGUCAACAACAUCUCACAGAUUUGGGCCAUGUAUUGCCUGAUCCUGUUCUACAAAUCUGCCAAGGAAGAACUAGCUCCAAUCAAGCCCCUACCCAAGUUCCUGUGUGUCAAGGCUGUGGUCUUCUUAUCCUUUUGGCAGUCCGUAGUGAUCGCAGCUCUGGCUAAGCUUGGAGUUAUUCCACAGAAUGGGCCAUGGUUGUUCUACAAUUCAGUAAAGGAGGAAGCAACGGGAUUACAGGAUUUCUGUAUCUGCAUCGAGAUGUUUUUUGCCGCAGUGGCUCACUACUUCUCCUUCUCACACAAACCGUACAUGGACGAGGAGGCCGACCAGAGUAACUGCUGUUCCUCCUUUCUGUCCAUGUGGGACGUACGUGACGUCAGGGACGAUGUCAUCGAACACGCGCGCUACGUUGGAAAAGGUUUAACGAGGAGAUUGGUGAGGAGGAAAGACGAUAAACGUGGGGAGAGGACGCCACUACUAAACGGCCCCAGUAACUGCGCCACAUCAAUUAAUGAUGAAACAAGGGGGACCAAACUUAACACACCUCCUAUAGUCGUCAGUGAUGACUUCAUCGAAUCUGUUGCCACUGACUGGGAUGGGUCGUCAGUGGACCAGACCCACGAUUCCUUCGUGAAUCAAUCAGCGACAGCCAGUAUGAACAACUAUGUUGACUUCAGCACGAGUGUUGAGGCAGCUGCUGGUAGAGAUUACCAGGACCAAAGUCUUGCUGCCGCUGGGUCCAUGUCCAGCUUAAACAAAGUCGGCAAGAGUGUGAAAGGGAAAGUUGAGACAGAGACUGUGACAGUGCAUCCAGUGACUGAGUCGGGAAUAGCUGUACAGAGUGAUCCCCCUUUAGUAGAUUUGUCCGGUGAGGAUGCAGUCAGUGAUGACAUUCCUGCUUCAGAUCAGGAGGCGGGUGCCCCACAAGAGGGACCACAGUUACAACAAACACAAAACACAAAGGAUGAAGAGGUGGAUAUUUCCAUUGAUAAAGACAUUUCACAAACAGGAAGUCCUCCUCCUACUCGACCGGAUACAGGAAGGACAGAAAAUGUGUAGCAAUGUGUAUUUGUGAAGUCGACAUGACACUUUAUAAAAUGCUGAAAACACCUUAUAUUACAAUGUACAUGUAUUGUAACUAAAUGUAAAUAUGGAUAUGAAAGUUGUGAAAAAAACCCUUUUGUUUCAACUCAAGGUACCUAUUUUAUCAUGUCAAAUGCCAUGAAUUCAAUUUGAUAUUCAACAUAUUCCAAGCUAACCGAUACACGGAGUACUAAUGAAAUCAAGUGUGGGCAAGUGGGUACAGACUGUAUCAGUGAUAUGUAAAUUAUGGGUUGACUUUCAGAAUGCAGUGUUUUUUGUAUACCCUGGAAACUGCUAUCUUCAUUGUAAUUAUUAAGGUAAAUCAGUGGAUUAAGAUUGCCUGGGUAAUACUUAAUCUAGUAGUGAUGAAUUAUGAAGAAAUAUGAAGGAUUUGCAGGCAAAUAUCAAUAGCAAGAGUCUAGAUAUUUUCCUUAAAUAGCCAGAAUGUAUGAGAUACUAUCAGUCAAAAUACAAAGACUGAAGGAGGUAGAGUGCCUUGUCCAGAAGUAUCAUGUUGUUUUAUCAUUCCAUCAAUACCAUGUGCUCUAAUGUCAAAAAACAAAAUCAUGCAUGAAUGUGUGGUGUUUCUACACAAAUCAACCAAGAUAUUGUCCAUGUACAAUUAUUUCAGUACGCAUGCAAAUUAGCAUACUGUGGACUAAUCUAUCCCACCUUUGAAAUUGUAUAAUAUUAUGUUUCCAUUGCUUGCCAUGUUUACAAGUGCUUGGUGUUGUCAAUCACUCUGGGGUGUCAUGUCGCUGUGGACUCCCAUACCUAACAUCUGGACUUACAAAGUCAUAGCAUCAAGAUUGGUUUGAGGAACAAGGCCAAGAGAAGUAUGUUGUUUGUUUCCCAUUUCCACAUACAGUCAAGUCCCGUUAAUCCGACAUGGCUGGUUGCAUAUGAUUAUGUCGGGUAAAUGAGUAUGUCAGAUAAACGAAAUUAAGUAGUACCAACAUUCGUCGGUCAUAGUUAGUGAAAGGUUCUUCUGACGUGACCUGUAAUGGGAUGUCCUCGGCAAUAGCGAGAACUUGUAUCUGAUUUUAAUGAGACUGAUGUAAUCUAAGCAUGUGAUUAAUCCUGUUUUCUUUAUUUAAAGCAUUAUUUGUUUAUGUUAAGCAAAGUUUAUCUCUGCAGCUUUGUAAUAUGCAGCUACCAGCCGACUCGUCUCGCAUCAAAACACUGGCUGUGUACUCGCGGGCAGAUAACCACGGAGCACAAUGAUCACUGUGUUGGAUUAACGAGACUGAUUAAUGUGUGAUUUCGGUAAUUCAUUGCAAAUUAGGUGUGUCGGAGUCGGUGUGCGAGAUUAACGGGUCUAAAUAGCAUUGAUUUAAUCGGUUCCAAUCAUUAGUGUUGGAUAAAGCCAAUUGUCGGAUUAACGAGACUUGACUGUACAUGGAAUUACCCCUCAAACUCUUUUCAUGUGACAAGUGAAUCUUAAAUUUCAGAUUUAUGUGUACUUUACUGAUGAAAGACAAGGUAACAAUGUGACAACAUCAUAAAAGGCACAUAUUAGAUUCCUGUCAGUGUGUACACCUUAGUACAGUAAUAUGCAUCAUUACUCGGGAGAAAGUGUUUCAGAAACGAUUGAUUUCCUUUCUGAAAUAUAGCUAUAGGAAGAUCAUUCAUUGCUCAAAGUCUGUGAUAUUACUGUUAAUUAUUGAUCUCAUCCACCAUAUGUCUUGUAUAUAUACUUCAUGACUUGGUGUUCAUACUGUGAGUUGCUUUUACUUGGUUUUGUGAUUAAACAUUUAAAGUUAAUAUUUUUGAAAAUACAUGUAUAUUUUAUUACUUAUGUUGACAUUUAAUUCAGAUAUGAAUCAAAAACCUCCAGGGGUUAAAAGGCUGUACAAAAAAGAAAAGAUUCAAAAAUAUAAUUUGUAAUUCCAGGAUUAUUUAAUUCCAUGUCAUAGGGCUGUAACAAUGCGCAAUAAUACAUAUCCCUGUUGCACCAUCUUCCUGAGGCAAAAGCACCCACUGGCCUUUUUAUCAAAGUCUUGUUUCCACAUCAAACACACUUUCCUGUGCUACAUAUGAUUGGACUAUCGCACAUAUUGAUAGUCCAAUCAGAGAACGUUUCACAAAAUCAAUUCAAUGGUACAUAUUUGUACGAAAGUGAUUUACCACUGCCUAUCUAUUUGAGGUGGCAAGGGUAGAAACUAGGCUAGUGGACAUUCUUGCCUUGGGAAGAUGCUGUAGCACAGGAGUGCAAGAUUGUCACAUGAUAAACAAUGUCUGCUGGUAUGAUUUUGUGUUAACUGCGCAACUGUGUUUCGCAGCUGUUUUGUAUCCAGUGUCCUUUAACAACAUAUUUAAAGUCUAAAUGAAGUGCUGCAUCUGAUAAGCUAUUAUUAACAUCAUGUAUCAAACAAAAAGUGAAUUAGUUCCCAUAUUUUGUUCCCAUAUAAAGUGAAUGGGAGUAUUGCUUCAACAUCCUUUAACAUGAUUAAACAAUGUCACUGCA
Haliotis rufescens (red abalone) is the source of this 4286-nucleotide messenger RNA. RefSeq names its product transmembrane protein 184C-like. The transcript is spliced from 9 exons. Gene Ontology annotation, biological process: transport. The record is from RefSeq and is a predicted model, not a curated record. Lineage: Eukaryota; Metazoa; Mollusca; Gastropoda; Lepetellida; Haliotidae. Gene Ontology annotation, molecular function: transporter activity. Bases 101 to 1795 code for a protein of 564 amino acids.